Molecule: messenger RNA, 1099 nt
Organism: Eruca vesicaria subsp. sativa (arugula)
Lineage: Eukaryota; Viridiplantae; Streptophyta; Magnoliopsida; Brassicales; Brassicaceae
Source: the annotation of a GenBank genome assembly
CUUUUGUCUUGUUGUCGGAGUGAGAAUGGCGUCGUCGUACACGCUUUCCUUUAUCCCUUUGACGGUCUCAAAUUCGAAUCCUCGGAUCUUUGUUUCGACUCGGAGUGCAUCUCUAUCGAUUGCUCCUUCUUCUCUGUUAGGUAAGAAGCUUAUUGUGACACAACCGUCGCGGCGCUGCUUCGUCUCCAAGCACCGGUGCUUGACAUCGGCCAGCACUGUCUUUAGCGUCCCAACUGCGGAGCCGGAGAAUGGUUCUUCGGACAAGAUCCCAAAAUGGUCGGCGAGAGCUAUAAAAUCACUGGCGAUGGGGGAAUUGGAGGCUAGGAAGCUCAAGUAUCCAACUACUGGGUCCGAAGCCAUUCUCAUGGGUAUUUUAGUCGAAGGUACUAGCACAGUUGCUAAGUUCCUGAGAGCGAACGGAAUCACACUUUUUAAAGUGCGAGAUGAGAUUAUAAGGCUGCUAGGGAAAUCAGAUAUGUACUUCUUCAGCCCUGAGCAUCCUCCUCUAACUGAACCUGCUCGCAAGGCCGUUGACUGGGCUGUUGAGGAGAAGAAAAAAUCUGGUGUGGAUGGGGAACUAACCACUGCCUACUUACUUCUUGGGGUUUGGUCUCAAAAGGACUCAGCAGGCCGCCAGAUCUUAGAGGCGCUUGGGUUUAACGAAGAUUUAGCCAAACAAGUUACUGAGUCUAUGAAUGAAGAUGUCGAUUUGAGCUUUAAGAAGCAAAGUCAAUAGUGUUUCAAUCAGUCAAAAGCUUCUGUAACUGUACAUGGAGUAGCAAAAAGAAACUCCUGAUUCAAGACAAACCAGUCUCACUCUUAUCAAGUUCUAGACACAGGCCAUCUUUUUAGCAUUUUCUAUCUGUACUUGGUUGUUAUUAAGUUUUAUUUAAUUUUUGCAUUAUACAGCUACUCUGCAUCUUAUCACAAUUCACAACUCCAAAUUAUAAUUCAGUUGCUAUUACUUCCCUGAUAUGUCUUUUUUCUACUAAAACUCAUUGUUAUUCACUCGUUUGGUGAGUGAAUAUUUACAUCUGAAGUCUCAUAUGAUGAAGUAUACUUGUUUUUUUUACGUUUUGUCUAUUUUAUGAGAUUUUUC